AUGCCCUCGCUAACUUGCCUCCUGCAAAGCGAGCGGCGCUCACGUUCAAACCCGGCCAAAGGCGACGCUGCCGGCUCUCUCUCACUUAACAGACCGAGAAACUUACUGCGGGCCGCGCCGGCGGCCCGGCGCUGCUGCUUCACGUCACGGGCUGGCUGCGGGGCGCCUUGGAAACCCAAGGCGAAGAAGGGGAGGGGGCGCGAAGGAAGGGAGACGCGGCGGGGUUGCCUUCGCGUCCGAACUUGGCGGGGUCUUGCGGAGAGGCCUGCAGAUACCGCCCUGGAUUUGUGCGUGCGGGGAGCAGGGGAGCAGGCUUGCCUGCGCGCAGGGGUGCGGGUCGUCGUACCCGGAGGUUGUGCAGAAGGGUCCGGGCCCUGCGUAGAUUUUCAAGGUAGCCGCCGAGGGAGGGACCGGAGGCAGAUGGGAAUCAAGGUGCGUGUCCCAGAAACCAAGGAUGGAGAACCUGUAGUGGGUCUGCUGACAAGCAGGCUGAAAGAGCGGUUAGAGAAGGAUGUAGCAGUCAUUGGACCAAGCAAAGACAAGAUGUCAAGAAGGGGGCGAUGGCCUUCCCCGGGAGGCCGGGGCAGCGGGGUCUCCUCUGGGCUCACGGGCGGCACCUCUCCCUCAGGCCCCGGGCCGGCGGGUGCCGCCAGCCGCAGGCUCUGCGCCGGCGGGACGCCCAGCCUUUCCUACCAAGAGCUCAAAGACUUGAAGAAGACCAACAUCCUCCACAUAGACGUGCGGGAGAGGUGGGAGAUCGACAGAUUCGGAAAAAUCCCAGCGUCCGUCAACAUACCGCUGGGUGAAUUAGUGGAAGCUCUACAAAUGGACCCAAUGGAGUUCAAGGAGCAGUACAAUCAAAAGAUGCCAUCCAAGUCGGACCCUGUGGUUUUCUCUUGUUUGGCAGGAACAAGAAGUAAACAAGCACUGAGUUUUGCCAUGUCCUUGGGUUUCAGCAGAGUUCAGCAAUAUGCUGGUGGCUUUGAGGAUUGGGUAAAACAUGAACCUCCAGAGAAAAAAUGAAGAUGACUACCCCAACCCUUGCCCCAUCAAGGCUUCAGGAUGGUUCGUAGGUUUUAGCAUUAAAACUAUGUGCACUCCACUUCCAGAAUACAGCCCACUCCUGCUUUCUUGUGUAAAUGAACAUUCACCUUCAAAUAGCCAUGCAUAUCGGCUGCUUGGUUCAAAUUACAGGUAAAGACUAUGACAUGAACUGAGGACAUUAAAUUUGUUCCAUCUUUACUCUGGGCUAUGUUUUUUGGUGAAAUUAUGUGAGGAGAACCUAAGUGCUUAUUAUGUUUACUAAGAUUUUUGUAUGAUAUAGUUUACGACUGUUUAAUGAUGAUGAUGGGACAAAUAAAAUUACCCUUUCCCAAAUAAUUGUGUUGGAUAGUUUGUUUAGAAUAGUUAAACUGCAGAUAUUGUAAUGGAAUUGGGGUAACUGCCCUAAGCACAGAUUUAUUAUGCUUCAUGCGUAGCUAGAGUUUUAAAAUAGUUACUGUGUUAUCAAAGAGUACAAGUAGAGUACAGAUUUUUAGGUUUGUACUAUGUGAUUGUAAAGUCAAAACUUUACGGGUCAGAAAAUACAAAAGGAAACUGACCUGAUGCUAGAAUACUUGCUGUUCAAAAUACUGUGUGAUUCCUUAUUUUAAAAAUAUAUCCAUUUUUAUAUGCAGAUCUGCUUCUGAGCACAAAAUGCUAUAUAGCAUUCAGUCAACAACUUCUGUUCCCUCAGCAGCUCAGUAUCGAGUGAGAACUUGCCUAUAUUUGAAGUUACUGUUACAGAGAUGUAAUCAUUUUAGGCUGGAAAAUUUGAGGUGUCAAAGGAAGUUACUAAACACCCUUCCUUCUUUUAUGUAUGUUAAUUUGUGUGUCUUAAACUUCAAAAAACAAACCGAUCCAUCCCAUCCCCACCUAUAAAUUUGCAUAGUCAUAAUUUUAAGGAUUUUUUUGUUUUUUAAUGCUGUUAGCAGUUCAGAUGAACUAGCAAAGGUGAAUUGCUUUGGCGUCUAGAAAAUUCAAGUCGUAGCACAGAAGUUCAGGACUCUGCAGGAUGUCUGGAAGAAGAA
Messenger RNA from Haliaeetus leucocephalus (bald eagle), 2069 nucleotides. It is a transcript of the gene TSTD3, whose product is annotated as thiosulfate sulfurtransferase (rhodanese)-like domain containing 3. Bases 1 to 1023 code for a protein of 340 amino acids. The record is from RefSeq and is a predicted model, not a curated record. The transcript has 6 exons. NCBI's taxonomy places the organism in Eukaryota, Metazoa, Chordata, Aves, Accipitriformes, Accipitridae. Gene Ontology annotation, cellular component: mitochondrion. Gene Ontology annotation, molecular function: thiosulfate-cyanide sulfurtransferase activity.